This is a messenger RNA of Paramormyrops kingsleyae, 5643 nucleotides long. NCBI's taxonomy places the organism in Eukaryota, Metazoa, Chordata, Actinopteri, Osteoglossiformes, Mormyridae. The record is from RefSeq and is a predicted model, not a curated record.
GAACGCAACGUCAAGAGACGCCGUCGCUCAAACGUACUCAACGCCGGCAUCGCGCUUAAAGAAGGGCCACCGAGCGCUGGAGCGAUCUGCAUUGGCACGUACACUGGCGCAGCUGGACCGCGCUCGUCGCUCAAGAAAGGCAGGCAGACAGACAGGCGCGGCUCGGAGCUCCGCGGAAAAGCCCGAGACAUCGCAGAACUCGCACGCCGAGCUGGGGCGGCCGCGGGAAGAAACACGAGCCGCCGGUGACGUCAGCCAUCACUGCGUACGCGGCCGUGUGCUGGAAUGUGAGGGGGACCUGCGCGUGCCGGAGCAAACUGUCGAGGGGGGAAAAACUUUGGAAACAUUUCGACUCGCAAGUUUCCAGUUUUCGUUUUAAUCUCUCGAAGGACUGGCGAUCUAGCAUGGCUGCCCAGCCUGUUUAUCCCAUUGGAGUGGGCAUGUUUACUCCUGUGGUGUCUGUGCCCAUGGCAGGUGAGGGCCAGGGAGUGACGGAUAUGGCUGCCCCGCAGUUGGUCAUGCUUGCCAACGUGGCCCUCACUUCCGAGGGCACCAAUUGUGAGAGCCUCACGGAGGAGAAACAGAUGGUGGAACUGAAGACGGUGGGCAGUGGCAGCUACUCUGAUAGCGAGGAUGAGGCGCUGACGCGAUUCAGUGGGUUUGACGGCCAAGCAGAGGCGCCUUUGGUCGUGUACGACGAGGCCCAGCCGGAUCCACCAUGCCAGACUGCCGCGGAGCCGGAGCCAGAGCCAGAGGAGACGAGAAAUGAUCAGGAGGGGGUAGCUGAACCUCCAGAGCAGGAUCAGUCUCCGGCAGGAGUAGGCAAGCGUAAGCGCAUACAGCGGCCUGUGGAACCACCCAAGAAGAAAAAGCCAUUCCACUGCAAGCCCUGUCAGUAUCAGGCGGAGUGUGAGGAGGAUUUUGUCCAUCACAUCCGUAGGCAUAGUGCCAAGAAGCUAAUCGUGGUUAAUGGGGCGGAGGCUGAGGCUGAGGGAGCGGCCAAGGACUCAGCAUCCAGUGCUGAGGGAGGGGACGGGUUGGUGUACACGAAGGGAGUGAUUCGCUGUGAACGCUGCGGCUAUAAUACAAACCGCUAUGACCACUAUGUGGCCCACCUCAAACAUCACACUAAGGAGGGGGACAGCCAGAGGGUUUAUAAAUGUACCAUCUGCACGUACACCACCAUCAGUCAGUACCACUGGAAGAAGCACUUGCGGAACCACUUCCCCAGCAAGCUGUACACCUGUGCACAGUGCUGCUAUUUCUCUGAUCGCAAGAACAACUACGUGCAGCACAUUCGCACUCACACAGGGGAGCGUCCAUUCCGGUGCCCAUACUGCAAGUAUUCAAGCUCCCAGAAAACGCACUUGACCCGGCACAUGAGAACGCACUCAGGUGAGAGGCCAUUUAAAUGUGAGACCUGUAGCUACCUAGCUGCCAACCAGCAUGAAGUGACUCGCCAUGCCAGGCAGGUUCACAACGGCCCCAAACCCCUGAGCUGCCCACAUUGCCAGUACAAGACGGCGGAUCGCAGCAAUUACAAAAAGCACGUAGAGCUUCAUAUCAACCCUCGGCAGUUCCUUUGCCCCGUCUGCAGCUACGCUGCCUCCAAGAAGUGCAACUUGCAGUAUCACAUCAAGUCCCGGCACCCAGACUGCUCUGAGAUCACCAUGGAUGUAUCCAAAGUCAAGUUGCGUGUCAAGAAACCUGAUUCUAACUCCACUUACUACAAUGUGGACGGGAACACCCAGUAUGUGUUGACAGGAAUCAAGGAACGGAAAGGGCAGCCGGAGAAAAGAUCUGUCAAGCAAGGAAAUGCUACUGCAGAUGAACAGCAGAACCUGACCCCGAUGAACCUCUCUAUGCGGAAAUCUAACAGGCCAGCUUCAGCACCUGCUGCCGAGAAAGAGCGCAAGGACAAGACCUCCAAGAAAGGGGAGCAAAACUCUGAGAAAGCUGGCACAGGAAAAGCAGAGAAGGGUUUGGCAGAGGAGAAGGGGACGGAGAAGCAGAAAGAGAAAUGUGAACGACGGGAGAGAAGUGGUGGGAGAACAACAAGAAUGGAGAAGGCUGAUUGUGAUGGGAAACAGGCUGAGAGUGGCCUGGAAAAAGUGGAAAAGAAAAAAGAGGCCAAGAAGACCACCAAAGCUUCCCGGCUCUCGGAUGGUACGGUAGUCAAGACACCAAACAGAAGGGGAAGGAAAUCUGCAAAGAUGACAACAGGCUCAGAAGAGAAGGAUAAGAUGGAGAAGGUAGAGAAGAAGAAGGAGAAAGCUGAAAAGGAAAGGAUGGAGAAGGAGAGGACUGAAAAGGCCAGAGUGGAGAAAGAGAGGGUUGAAAAGAAGAGGUUGGAGAAGGAGAGGGUUGAGAAAGAGAGGUUGGAGAAGGAGAGGGUUGAACAGGAGAAGGUGGAGAAGGAGAGGGUUGAACAGGAGAAGGUGGAGAAGGAGAGGGCUGAGAGGGAGAGGGUGGAGAAGGAGCGGCUUGAAAAGGAGAAGGCAGAGAGGGAUAGAGUUGAGAAAGAGAGGGCCGAGAAGGAGCGAGUAGAGAGGGAGAAGCUGGAGAAGGAGCAGGCUGAGAGGGAGAGGGUGGAGAAAGAGCGGACCGAGAGGGAGAAGGCAGAGUCAAAGAACAAAAAGACAGUGAAGUCUGACAGAAGUGCUUGCCAGAGUUCACCUAAAGUGAUGAAGGAUGUGGAGGAUAAAGAUCAAGGAAGGGAUUUUGAAUGUUGGGAACUUCCAAGAAAAUGUGAAAGCAGGGAAGUGGCAAAUACUUAUGGUAAGAGAAAGGCAGAAGAAUUGGAGCAGUCUUCACACUGCCAAGGGACUUCUGAGCCCUCUGUCUCCAGGAAAAGCAGAAGGAAGAAAGCUGAGGACAUGCCCCUUCAGGCUUCCAGCAUCUUGCGUAGCAAGCGGAAGGUACUGCAAACUUGCCAGGCCACCAGGGGCAAAGACAAACCAGCCAAGGGGCUUGGCCUGCCUGUUGUAGUUCAGCUGCAGACAAAAACCAAAAAGGUACAAAGCAAGAAGAAGCAGAGCCUGAGCUUGUUAGAGCCAAGCAUGGUGGACGAGAACAUUGUGGAGCAAGUGCUGGAAGGGGAGAAUCCCACAGUGGAGACCGAUGCAUCAGCCAUGGAGGCAGAACACCAAGUACUCAUUCAGACACCUCAGGAGACCACUGCAAACAAGGACCAACAUAAUGUCGAGGCUCACCUUGGUCUUCUCAGGAAUCCUGUAGACGGUGUAAAUGAGGAAGAAAGGACUGAGAUGGAGCAUGGACCGGUGAACAGUGCACCAAAUGAGGUUCCUGAGGCAAGGGGGAAAGCCUUGGAGCCCCAGAAGGGAGAGCAAGGUCAGCCAAGUUCUACUCUGGAGCUUCCUCGGACGGGUCACAAGCCCGCCGAAACCGAAGAAGAUGAGGGUAUACACAGCCACGACGGCAGUGACAUCAGUGACAACGUCUCCGAGGGCAGCGACGACUCCGGCCUCAGCGGCUCAGGAAAGCUCGCAGGACCAGAGACCCCCACGGAGGAGGUGCCCCCCGUCCCCACAGCCACAGCACUCCCGAGUCACACCUGCAUUUUUUGUGACCGCACGUUCCCCAUGGAGGUGGAGUACCGGAGGCAUUUAAAUCGGCACCUGGUGAACGUAUAUUACUUGGAGAGCGCUGCCUCUGAGGAGCAGUGAGCGUCCACUAGGGUCUUUGAUCGAAUGGCCUAAUAUUUCUAUUUAAUUUUUCUUCCUCAAACUGUAUACUUUAUAUAGCAGCUACAAGCAAGGUAUCAAGUGUUCAGCCUUUAGCAGCUGUAAAACAAAUGACUUUUUUUUACAGUUAUUUAAUACUGAUUCAUUUUCAUAAUGCUUUACUGUAACCAUCAGAAACUGAGAUGUUAGCUUUAUGGAGUGUGUCUGCACUGGAUAUAGCUUCUUUAUGUUUAGGUCGGAUCACAGAUAAACAGUACUAGUUGUCUUCUUUCAUCACUGGAACCAGCUCCGGGUUUUCAUUUCAUUUUGGCCUUUAUGUCCAUAGCAUUAGAUGACGUGUCAAGUAUAUAACUGAUCAAGUGUGUCUAGAGAGGCAAUCUGAUGGUAAUCAUGAAUUCUGUGUGGGAACCACUCUCACUCGGUCCUACUGAUUGAGCUAAAGGGUGUAUAGACCAUGGUGAGACCUCUGAGAGCUGGAUUGUGCCCUUAGGUAGAACAGCGAUUGCAUGUUGCUGUUUUUUUUUGUUUUUUUUAAAUGUGUACUAGAAACCAAGUGCCGAAGGAAUCUGGAAUUUUGACAAGGAGUUCUAACAAGAACCCUGUUACGUUUUUAUAUGGAGUAAGUAAAGAGUGCCCCACAACCCCCAGCUCAUGAGUUCCCCCCAUUUAUCACUCUGUCUGCGGGCCACAAUGACAGAGUGCAUUGUGAGCAGACGCGUGACGCUUCUAAAUGAGGAGCCAAAGAUGGCCCCUUUCACCACCCCCGUGGUGAGACGAGAUUGGGCGGACCCAGGUGGUCGAAAGCCAGCAGGGUUGAGAAGAAUGGGCCUCUGGCUUCUUUUGUGAUGGAUUCUUCAGUGGAGCGUUCUGUGUCUGGUGAGUCAACAUGGGGGGGUGGAGCAACGCGCGCUCAAUUGACAGCCAGUAAAGAGGCAUUGUUCCUCCAUCCUUUUGGUGAGCACUUUGCAGCCAAUGAAACUGCAUUUGUUUCUUUUGUUUACAGGCCUGCCUUACCGUUGUAUUGGAUCACUAGAACAUGUUGACUCCAUAUGGUGGCUCACACAUUUUAAAGUUCUGUUGUGGCCUUUUGAUGUUACAAAUGUGCAGCUGGAGGAUGGAGUGUGGGUGCUCCUUCAUAAUCAUUCUCUGUGAAUGAGUUUGUGAGCAGGUAUCUGGCGCAUGUCGGACGUCGCUUCCCCCCCCCCCAAAACACAAAUUAUUAGAAAUUUAUUUCUUAGACUGUAUGGUGAAAAUGCAUCUCCAUGGAGGUAAAUGCCAGGCAAAACUCUCUGCACUUUCACUUCUACAUGGGAGACCAAGGAACGAUCAGCCUGGCGGUCAUGCAGAGUAUAAACCCUGGCCACUGGUGUUUGACAGCAUCAGUUUCCAGUAAUAUUCAUCCCCUUAAGUUUUGCGUUAACUACGCAACUGUAGAAUUGUGUACAUAAAGAAUUCAAAGCUUCAUUUGUUGUAAGAAAAGUUAGUAAGUUUUUUUUUUUUGCUAUCUUUGUCCAAAGAUUUUUUUUUACGUUGAGCACACUUUUUUAUUGCAUGCUACACUUGUUGCUUUUUUGGUGCUUUUGACAAUCAUUCUAUGGUUUUUCAUUUUUAAACCUCUCCUUCUAUCGUUUCUAUUAAAUGGUGAUGAGAGAGUAUUUCAAACAAACACCCUUUUGUUGAAAGUAAUCCUUUACAGAGCUCCUUUUUGGCUGGUGGGUGACUUGCGAGUGUUUGAACCAUUCCUUGAUCUGAAGUUGAAGCAUUGCUUUGCUUCGACCAAGGUCAAAUGCCUCUUUUCUUAGCCUGUAAUUGCCCUAAAUGUGAUUUUUGCCUUUAAACCAUGUGUUGACCCCAGUUUUAGGGGAAGAAAUGUAAUCAAAGGAGCAUUUCUUUGAGGGGUCAUUGCAAGAUUUACACCAUUAAAUCAGUAUGCUCCCAA